Messenger RNA from Raphanus sativus (radish), 1968 nucleotides. RefSeq lists its product as uncharacterized. The record is from RefSeq and is a predicted model, not a curated record. Bases 1 to 1968 code for a protein of 655 amino acids. The transcript is spliced from 3 exons. NCBI's taxonomy places the organism in Eukaryota, Viridiplantae, Streptophyta, Magnoliopsida, Brassicales, Brassicaceae.
AUGGAUAAGAAGUACAAGAGCUCUUGUUGGAGUAUUCAUGGUGAAAAAAGAGAAUCUAAAGAAGACACUGGUCCUGGCAAUGAAAGGGAGGCAUAUGAGUUGUUUAAGAAAGCAUUCUCCAUGGAUGAAGAUGGUCCAAAUCAGACGAAUGAAAGUGGGGUGGAGCCAAAUGAUGGUGAUGAAGCAGCAGAGGAAACUGAGUUUAGGAAAAAGUUAAGAGACGCUGAAACGCCAUUGUACUCGGAUUGUAUCAAACACACGAAGGUUUCAGCAAUCAUGGGACUUUACAGAUUCAAGGUUAAAAGUGGUGUGUCUGAAAAUUACUUUGCUCAGCUGUUGGUUUUGCUUCAGGAUAUGCUACUUGAAGACAAUGUGCUUCCAAAGAGUAUGGAUGCAAUCAAGAAAUUUCUGAAGAUCUUUCGGUUCGGCUACGACAAUAUUCAUGCUUGCAAGAAUGAUUGCAUACUGUAUAGGAAGGAGUAUGAGAACCUACAAAGCUGUCCAAGAUGCAAAGUUUCAAGAUGGGAAAUGGAUAAGCACAGUAAUGAGAUAAAGGUGGGGAUUCCGGCAAAGGUCCUUAGAUAUUUUCCAAUCAAGGACAUGUUUAGGAGGAUGUUUAGAUCAAAGAGGAUGGCUGAAGAUCUGCGUUGGCACUAUACCAAUGCGACUGAAGAUGAUGGGAUGAACCCUUUCUCCAUGCAAAACACCAAUCACAGCACAUGGCCAGUGUUGUUAGUGAACUACAACACGCCUCCAACGAUGUGUAUGAAGGCUGAGAAUAUAAUGUUGACAUUGCUGAUCCCUGGUCCAACAGCUCCUGGUAAUAACAUAGAUGUCUACUUAGCACCAUUAAUAGAUGAUCUGAAAGAUUUGUGGGCUGAGGGUAUUGAAGUCUAUGACUCAUUUGCGAAGGAGAAUUUCACACUUAGAGCCUUGCUGCUUUGGAGUAUCAGUGACUAUCCAGCAUUAGGAACCUUGUCUGGAUGUAAAGUGAAGGGGAAACAAGCAUGUAAUGUAUGUGGAAAGGAUACACCUUCUAGGUGGCUUAAGUUCAGCCGCAAGUUUGUCUACAUGGAAAAUAGAAAGAGACUACCGCCUGGCCAUCGUUACAGAUAUAAAAAAGCUUGGUUCGACAACACAGUGGAGGAAGGGAAUGCGAGUAGGAUACAAACUGGCGCUGAGAUAUAUGAGACAUUACAAGCUUUUAAGAAUGAUUUUGGUAGACCUCUAGAUAAGGAGAAAAAAAGGAGAAGACCAGAGUUAGAAGAUGAUGAGAUGGUUCAAGAAGAAGAGUGUGAAGAAUCAAAUGAUGUAUGGCGGUGGAAGAAGAGAUCAAUAUUCUUUGAACUACCUUACUGGAAGGAUAUGCAUGUUCGUCAUAAUAUUGACGUUAUGCACGUUGAAAAGAAUGUGUCGGAUGCUAUACUGUCUAUCUUCAUGCAAAGUUCGAAGUCAAAAGAUGGUUUGAAAGCAAGAAAAGACUUAGCAGAUAUUGGAAUCAGAAGUCACUUGCACACAGAGGUUAGGGGUUCGAAAACAUACUUACCUCCAGCAUCGUAUUGGCUAUCGAAGAAAGAGAAGACCAUUUUCUGCAAAAGGUUAUCUCAGUUUAGAGGUCCUGAUGGUUAUUGUGGUAAUAUUGCGAAUAGCGUUUCAGUUAACCCUCCUAAUUUAGGUAGUUUAAAGUCGCAUGAUCAUCAUGUGCUAGUACAGAACUUGUUACCAGCUGCAUUAAGAGGGUUGUUGCAUAGUGGUCCUAGGAUUGCCAUUAACAGAUUAUGCAGCUACUUUAACAGGUUGUGCCAACGCAUCAUUGACCCGGAGAAACUUAUAUUAAUGGAGACAGACUUUGUGGAAACAAUGUGUCAACUGGAGCGCUUCUUCCCUCCAUCUCUUUUUGAUAUCAUGUUCCACCUUCCAAUACAUCUCUCAAAAGAGGCACGCUUGAGAGGACCAGUGAUACACUAA